Stereum hirsutum FP-91666 SS1 is the source of this 5116-nucleotide messenger RNA. Its product is annotated as ATP-binding cassette transporter. Gene Ontology annotation, cellular component: fungal-type vacuole membrane; fungal-type vacuole. Bases 119 to 5032 code for a protein of 1637 amino acids. Gene Ontology annotation, biological process: transmembrane transport. The transcript has 36 exons. The record is from RefSeq and is a predicted model, not a curated record. Lineage: Eukaryota; Fungi; Basidiomycota; Agaricomycetes; Russulales; Stereaceae. Gene Ontology annotation, molecular function: ATP hydrolysis activity; ATP binding; ABC-type peptide transporter activity.
AACGGCGGCGCUACUGCACAGUCGGAAUUGUCCCUGUUAUUUACUGGAAAUUCCUGACGACGACGACGACGACGACGACGACGACAAUCGUCUGCCCGCUGGGUCACUUCCUGCAAGCAUGCCAAAAUACCAACUCCCUAUCGUCAUUGUCCUCGCAGUCUGUGCCGCCUUCAGUGCAUUGUUCCUCUGGAUACGGCGGUCAAAGGAAGGAAAAAUCAAGCUUCCCGUGUACGUUGACGGCGAGGGUGGUGGAAUUUAUGAGCGUGAUCCGUUCGAGGUGACCACGCCUGCAGACGUCAAGGAUGGUGAACCAAUUGACGAAGAGUCCUUCUGGGCACAAACACGCUUCCGGAAGAUGCUGCUGUCUCUAUUUCUCAUUAUCACACUUGCUUUGGAGACCAUCGCCUUGGGUUGGUCAAUUGCGCUUGAUGCGCGUCAGGACAUCGCAAUCCUUGUGCUCCACGUUCUGGUUGCCAUCUACAUCACCUCGGUCUCGGUCCGUGCAUUAUACCACGACUCGCCACACUUCCAUUCCGACUACAUGAUCCACCUUUCGGGAUUAACAUUCAUGGCCUUCGCUCCGCUAGCCAUAUCUGCUCUGGUCCCGAACGAACCUAUUUCUAUAUCCGCCGAACUGGAAGAUAUGACGGUCAAGGGGCUAUACUAUGCUGUCAUCGUUUUCUACGGUGUAUCUUGUGCGCUGGCCAUCACGACGCCAUUGGGGCCUGCUCUUCACUAUCCGAAGGAACUCAUCUACUCUGAGAAGACUGUCGCGUCAAUCACGAACCAGUCUUAUGACAAUGUCUGUGGAGUUACAGGUGCCUCAGUGUGGGAUUAUCUCCUGUUCUCCUACACCACCAAGGUAGUGAUGCUCGGCAACACCGCCGCCUCCCUUGACAUAGGUGACCUUCCUAUUGUCCCAGGUAACAUGCGCGCCACAUCCAUCUUCGCUGCCAUGCGCUCCACUAUCCGAACCGUCAAACUGCGCGGCUUUCUCGGUUGGACUCCCCGCGUUGGACAGGGAUGGGAAUUGGCAUGGAGGGUGCUGCACGUCAAUCGACACGCUCUGACGGUUCAGGUCGCGCUUGCGGCUGUGACCGCAAUGCUCUUCUACGCUCCGGCUUAUUUCUUGAGGAAGGUAGUAUUGUAUCUGGAAAACGACCCGCAAAGGAAGAAUACGUCCUGGGGGUGGUUCUAUUCUAUUGGCCUGUUUGUGGCAACCGCGAUUGUUCACAUUCUUUCCGGUCAGCUUUGGUCCCUCUCGACCACGACCCUUCAAGUUCGUAUCCGGGUUCAACUCAACACCAUUCUCUUCGCCAAGACACUAGUUCGGAAGGACGUCGCGUCUUCAUCCGCCUCGGGCGAGUCCUCCGCAGAUACCAAAAACUCUACGCCAGCGCCACACCACCAACAAGCCACUUCCACUGACUCAGGCGUGUCGGGUGUAGAGGAGGGAAAGAAAGAGAAAGAUGACGAGGCAGAUUUCUCGAGUAAGGCGCAGAUCAUGACGCUCAUGACGACAGACGUAGAUCGGGUUAGCGAGUUCUCGUGGCACUUCUUCACGCUCAUCGAUUCCCCCAUUGAAAUCGCUAUUGGGACGAUAUUCUUGUAUCAACUACUUGGUGUCUCGGCAUUCAUUGGGCUCGCGAUGACUUGCUUGUUCUUGCCGCUGAAUCACCUAGCGGGAAAAAUUGUCGUUGGAGCGCAGGAUAAUCUGAUGAAGGCGAGGGACGAGAGGGUCAGCUUAAUGAAUGAGAUUCUGGGAGCCAUCCGGAUGUUGAAGUUUAUGGCAUGGGAGCGGAGUUUCGAACAGCGCGUGCUCAAAAUCCGAGAGAAGGAGCUCAAGUACCAAAAGCUGAACUUCACUAUCGAGACGUUGUGGAAUACGAUUUGGACUGCGUCGCCUUUGGUCGUAACGCUCGUCGCGUUCUUCCAUUUCGCUGUGAUGAGGCAACAGAACCUUACACCCUCGAUCGCGUUUACUUCUAUCGCUGUCUUCUCCGAAAUGAAAUUCGCGCUCAACGCCCUUCCCGAAACCCUUAUUAAUAUGCUUCAAUCUCUUGUCUCCCUCCGCCGCAUCGAGAAGUAUCUCCAUGGCGUCGAGGUAGCACCCGUCCCACCCCUCGGCACCGAUUUGCCUCCCAUUGCCUUCCAAGGUGCCACUAUCACUUGGCCACAAGACCGUACCCGAGGUCUCAACAGCGGUAGCACAACUCGAGGCGGGUCCCGGCCAGGAAGUGUAGCAGGCUCCUUGUCUGCAACUCCGAAGAACAAGUUCGUACUGAUGGAUUUGAAUUUGGUGUUUCCGAAGGGACAGUUGUCGUUGGUCUGCGGGAAGUUGGGGAGUGGUAAAACGUUGCUUUUGCUUGCGUUACUGGGUGAGGCAGAUUUCUUGACCGGACAGGUAUUGUGUCCGAGGACCCCGCCGGAUGCGAUUGCGAAGUUUGCGGGUCAGAUGCCGAGAGACGAUGAGGAGUGGGUUGUUGAGGGUGUCUGUGCUUAUGUGCCGCAGAGUGCUUGGUUGAGAAAUGCGUCGAUAAAGGAAAAUAUCCUAUUCAACUUACCUUACGACGAGGAGAGAUACGAAAAGACGCUCGAAGUUUGUGCGUUGACGAAUGACCUGAAGAUUUUGGAGGAUGGUGACGAGGCAGAGAUCGGUGAACGUGGUGUAAACUUGUCAGGUGGCCAGAAAGCGCGAGUCUCCUUGGCUCGUGCAGUGUAUUCUCGUGCCUCCAUCUUACUGCUAGACGAUGUUCUUUCGGCCGUCGAUGCCCACACCGCCCAGCACCUCUACCAAGAAUGCUUAAAGGGAGAACUCAUGCGUGGCCGUACCGUUAUCCUCGUCUCUCACCAUGUCAUGCUAGUCGAGCCGGGUGCAGACUUCAUUGUGGCAUUGGACAACGGCCGAGUGCUAUAUUCGGGUGACCGAGACGGUUUCCGCACCUCAGGCGUCGUCUCGACGCUUCUUCAGUCUGAUGCUGGAGACGCUGCUGAUGAGAAAAAGGAGGAUCCUCACACGAUCGAAGAAGACAUGCCCCCAGAAGAGACCGAGAAAGAGAAAGAAUCGUAUUCAGCUGAAUCGACUGAAGGAUCUGGGUCUGGUGAGGGCGAGAUUGCAAGCACGGUUCCUGCUUCCGAGAUAGAGUCCACAGCGGUUGGGACGGAAGGAGGAGCCGUGGUGGCAAAGAUCGAGAAGAAGAAGGCGAGGAAACUGGUGGAAGACGAGACGAGGGCGGUGGGCAGGGUUAGUAAAGAUGUGUGGCUGACGUAUGUGAAUGCCUGUGGGACACAUUGGUAUUGGAUUAUGUUCGUACUCGCGAUGGUUGUAAGUGCGUUGAGCCCUGUCGCGGAAAACGGUUGGUUGAGGAUAUGGUCCGGAUCAGCGGAUGAGAAUGGACAUACGCCUAGGACCCCCAUGUUUUACAUCUGUGUUUAUGCUGCUAUCACAGCUGUUGGUCUUGUCGUCACGACACUCCGCUGGUUCGUGCUGUACAACGGGUCCAUCCACGCAUCAAGGGUUCUAUACAAACGACUCCUGGAGACCGUCUUGUUUGCCAAUAUCCGCUUCCAUGAUACGCAGUCAAGGGGCCGUGUUCUGAACAGGUUUGGGAAGGACUUCGAGGGUAUCGACAGUAAUCUGUCAGAUAACUUCGGGCGCAGCGUCAUUUAUGGGCUGUCUGCGUUUACGACACUGUUGACCAUAAGUGUCGUCGGCGGAUUACCUUUCCUUAUCGGUGCUGUCGUGUUGGGGUCGGUCUACUGGAAUGCCGCGAAGGUGUAUGGACAAACGUCUCGAGACAUGAGAAGAUUAGAUUCUGUUACUAGAUCACCAUUGUACUCCAUGUAUGGCGAAACCAUCGCCGGUGUAACCAUUCUUCGGGCCUUCGGUGCUUCGUCCAAGUUCUUGCGUGACAUGCUUCGAUGUGUCGAUACGAACACAAAUCCUUAUUACUGGAUGUGGGGUGUGAAUCGCUGGCUCUCUGUCCGAUUCAACCUCCUAUCGGCAGCGAUUUUGGGUCUUACAGGCAUUGUUGCAAUCAUGACCCCGAGAAUAGACGCCUCACUGGCUGGCUUCGCUCUUGCGUUUGCUUCGACGGUAACAAAUGAUGUUCGAAGAUUCGUGAGCUUGGAGCAGUCCAUGGUCGCGUUGGAACGAAUCAAAGAGUAUUCUGAGCUCCCGCUCGAACCUCCUGAGUUCAUCGAGCCCCGUCCGGCGCCCUCUUGGCCCGAAAAGGGAGCGAUCAAGUGCAAAGAUCUUGUCAUCCGAUAUGCUCCUGAGCUGCCUAAUGUCCUUCACCACCUCAACUUCUCCAUCAAACCCGGUGAGAAGGUUGGCAUUCUAGGCAGAACAGGCUCAGGGAAGAGUACUCUAGCGUUGUCGUUUUUCCGCUUCGUCGAGGCGACCGAAGGAAGUAUUCUGGUGGACGGAGUAGACAUCUCUGGAGUUGGAUUAACAGACCUGCGGAGUCGUCUCACUAUCAUCCCCCAGGAUCCGACUAUCCUGAGUGGCACUGUUCGAUCAACCUUGGACGUAUUCGAUGAGUACGAGGACGCACAGAUUUUCGAUGCUCUGCGCCGCGUGCAUCUUCUUCCAUCCGGCGAAGCGACAGGAGAAGAAGACGUAGACAUCAACGUCAAUGUAUUCCGAGACUUGGACUCGCCAGUAUCCGAAGCGGGCGAAAAUUUCUCUACUGGAGAGAAACAACUUCUCUGCAUGGCUAGAGCUCUCCUUAAACGAACAAAAGUACUCGUUAUGGAUGAGGCUACGGCGAGUGUUGAUUAUGCUACCGAUGAGUUGAUCAGCCGGACAAUACGACAAGAAUUUGCAGACAGCACAAUUCUGACCAUCGCACAUCGUCUUCGGACUGUUAUUGACUACAACCGAGUGAUGCUAUUGGAUCAAGGGCAAAUCGUGGAGUUCGACAGUCCCACCACCCUGCUGUCAGAUUCCACCUCAAGGUUCCAUGCUUUAUGCAAGGCGACUGGAAAGAACGAGUUUUCGGUUCUCAAAAAGAUGGCGGGUGUACAGUAGACGUCGCCAGCAGGGUCUUUACAACGGUAUGAUUGCUAGCUGUCAAUCUCGAUGAUGCAAAGCUUUAUAAAAAUUUAUCAUUAC